Myripristis murdjan (pinecone soldierfish) is the source of this 2979-nucleotide messenger RNA. Its product is annotated as adhesion G-protein coupled receptor G2-like. The record is from RefSeq and is a predicted model, not a curated record. Bases 567 to 2519 code for a protein of 650 amino acids. Gene Ontology annotation, biological process: cell surface receptor signaling pathway; adenylate cyclase-activating G protein-coupled receptor signaling pathway. NCBI's taxonomy places the organism in Eukaryota, Metazoa, Chordata, Actinopteri, Holocentriformes, Holocentridae. Gene Ontology annotation, cellular component: plasma membrane. Gene Ontology annotation, molecular function: G protein-coupled receptor activity. The transcript is spliced from 14 exons.
AGAUAAGAUGUUCUUUAAUAUAUGAUACAUGAUAUAUAUACAGCCACGCACUCACACCUGGCAGCUGCCCAGUUCAGCUAGUCUUCUUUUAUCAGCUCAUGAGCAGGUGGUAGGAUUUUUUUUUUGUUAGUUUGUUUGUUUUCCCAGUAAAUUCCCAAUUCAGUUCCCCCAACCAGCUCAGGGUUUCAAACCUACAACCUUACUGUUUCAAGCCUGAUUCACUACUGCCAUAAACAUACCCAUUGUAAGUAAACCAAAUGAACGGGAAAAAAAUGUGAAGCAGUAAACCUUAGAUAGUGUCAACGUACUGGAAAACACACUUGCCUACUUUUAAUGCGGAAAACUAUUUGCAUAAAACAAAUACCACACGUUGGUAAGCAUAACACAGGCACCAUUGUACACUCCUGCUGAGCUCCAACUGACGAGGUAGAAAAUAAACAGUGUGACGCUUAACUGCAGAUAUGCUGGUAACUUCAUCGGUGAGUCAUGAAAUUCAGUUUGCAUUCAUUUAGUAUUUAAUGUUAGUAUUUCUCUUAAAUCACCGUUAUGUAUAAUAUGUGUAUUUAAUGUGUGGUGAUGGAGUGGGUCCCACACCCAGAGGAAGUAGAAUGUUUCUCUUACUCCUGUUACCGUUGCUGUCAGAGUCGCUGGCCGAUAAAGCUUGUAUUAACAUUUCAAAUGGAGAUAUCGCCACAAGCCUGACCCUGUCUGGGAAUGAUCUUUCAUUCAAGGAUGAUAGACUUAUGUCUAUCAGCUGCAUGUAUGACGGAAUUCCCUGUGUCAUUUGGUGCCCCGAACCUAAUAACAAUCUGAGUCAGAUUUUCAAUGGGACGUAUAUGUGUCAAGAUGUGAAGAUAUUGAGUUCAUCCAACACGACUGAGUUCAGCAUACACACAGUUGGCCAGUGCACCCUAAGUAAGUGCAAAGUGAAUGAAAUCUUGCCAAUGGUUGACAAACUGGCUUGUCCACAAGCUGACCUGAGAUCACUGAUGCAGCUCCUGUUUAUAAGAGACUCAUGCAAGAUCCUGUUCAGGGACAGUGAUGAAAUGAAGAAGGCGUUUAUAAACAUUGAAAGAUUUUUGAUCCAUAAAAUCAUGCAAAGGACGCAGCAGGAGGUUGGAAAGUCUACCUACUACUAUUUUAAGACCAUGGCUCUGAAUGUGAUCAGUAUCAGUAAUGAUAACCUCUCCUCUGCCACGAUUGACACGAUUCAACUAGAAAGUCCACAGCUUUUGCCUCAGAACAUGUCGUCUGUCCCAGAGACAUGGCUGCCUGUGGACACACUGGAACAUAUUCUACAGGAAAACAGGACUGUUGGUCUUGUUAGCUAUAUGUUUCAUGACCAAUUCCAGUUUGGAAUGGUGCAUAUCUCAUCCAUGGCUAUGAGGAUUGAGCUGCUGGGAGAAAAACGCUUGGAGAAUCUGACAACGCCACUCAAGCUUAUUUUCAAUAUCACUGCUCCUACAAAUAUUGAUAAUGAAUCAUGGUUAGAGUGUCACUAUUUUGAUGAACAAGAAUUCCACUGGAAAACAGACGGGUGUGAAACUUACAGUGCUACUUAUGAUAACCACACUGAAAUCGAAUGUUGCUGUAACCACACCACACCUUUUGCUGUCCUGUUGAUGAGAGAACCUAUAUCGGGAGUCCACUGGAAAAUAUUGUCUUAUAUCUCUUACAUAGGCUGCGGUCUGUCUGCUUUCUUCAGUGCCCUAUCAGUCAUUACUUAUAUCAUCAAUAGAAGCCACAGAGCAGACCAGUCCUGCUUCAUCCACGUCUCCCUGAGUGGAGCCUUGUUCCUGCUCAACACCUCCUUCCUGCUGACUGAGUGGGGAGCCACGGUGCAGCAAGAUGGGGUGUGUGUGUUUAUCGCUGCCACCAUGCAUUACUCCCUGCUCUGCUGUUUCACUUGGAUGGCCAUAGAGGCCCUACACCUUUACCUCCUGCUGGUAAAGGUGUUCAACACCUACUAUAAACGCUAUCUCAUCAAACUGUCUCUUGCUGGAUGGGGAAUCCCAGCUGUAAUUGUGGGUAUCUUUGUGGGAGUGAAUGACAUCCGUCAGUUUUAUGGAGUUGCAAAAAUGAGUAUGCUUGACACCAACCAAACAAGUAACCUCUGCUGGAUCACAGAUGAGCACUUCUUCUAUGGGUUGAAUCUGGUGUAUUUCACCCUUAUAUUCAUCUUCAACACUGGCAUAUUGGGGACAGUGGUCGCUGGUAUCUGUAGGCUGAGAGAAGGGUCCAAACACACCCCAGGGAGAUCAAAAGGCAGCCUGUCCUGCAGGAAUAGCCUCACUGUGAUGGGUCUCACCUGCCUGCUGGGGACGACAUGGGGUCUGGUAUUCCUGGGCUCAGGACACGUCAACUAUCCCGUUCUCUACCUGUUCUGCAUCCUAAACUCGACACAAGGUUUCUUUAUCUUCCUGUGGAUCUGCUGCUCAGCCAGGAAGCAGAGGAGGAGAGCAGAGCAGGACAAUAUCAACUCAGUCCAGAUGAAGAGUUCACAGAUUAAAUCCAUUUAAGGCCUGAUUUCUUGGAGUCAGCUCAGAUGACAGUAAUCCUGCUUGUAACCAUGGAAACAGUAGCCUUGAUGACAGUAGCUCAACCAGUAACUGUCUUUCUCUGAUCAUGAGAACAGUAAUCAUGAUGGUUGUAAACCUGGCUGUAACCAUGGAAGCAUUUACCAUGAUAAAUAAAAUUUGAGUUGUUAACAUGGAAACAUAUACCAUGAUGAUAGUGGCCCUACCUGUACCCAUGGAAACAGUAAACAUGGCAGUAACCCUGCCUGUAACCAACAAAAACAAUGGGCAUAACUACACCUGUAACCCUUCCUCUUUCUGCAUUUAUGUUUAUUCUUUUUCCAACAACAUUAAUGAUUUUCAUUUUGUUUUCAGAAAUGAUGUGUAAAAAAAAAAAAAAUCUGAUUUCUCUGGUGACAAUCUUGAAUUCAUAUUGGUGUGGGAAAAAGAAGCAAAAGCAUAU